GAGGAACGGAAGAGGAGAGGAUUCCUCAACCCAGUAGCCACCGGCCGAUGGCGACGACGGCCACGGGGUACGGCUGCUCGGCGGCGCUGUCGUUCCCGGGGAGUGGGAGCCCCUUCGCCGAUCGCUCACCCCUGUCCCGCGCUUACCUCACCUCCUCCAAUCCCAAGCUCAGGACUCCCGCUCCUAGCCUGCGGGUUUCAUAUCUUCGUAGGCGACUGUAUGUCUGUGCGUGCUCCGGCGACGUUGAUCAUUACGCCUCGGCGGCAUCACCAGCGGAAGCUAGUUUUGAUAUAAAGCUGCCUAGAAGAAGCUUGCUUGUUCAGUUUACAUGUAAUAAAUGUGAUGCAAGGACAAAACGUUUGAUAAACAGGGUGGCCUAUGAAAGAGGAACAGUUUUUCUUCAGUGCGCAGGGUGCCAGGUGUAUCACAAGUUUGUUGACAAUCUUGGUCUAAUUGUCGAGUAUGACCUACGAGAAGAAAAUGGGGUGAACACUUGUACUGAAGACUGAUUUGGAAUGUGUUAUUAGAAGCCAGACAUGCUAAGUUUCCUCUAAAAACAUUAGGUUUGAGUCUUGACAGAUUAUUUGAACCUUGUAGACUGCUUAUAUUGAACAGUAUUUCUGCAUUGAAAUAGCUACCAAUACUCAUUUCAUAACUGGGUUUAUAUGCACUCAAAUAGUAUAACUGUGCACAAUACCAGAUUAUCUUAUUGUUACCAAAAUUGAUCUCUUAUUAUAGCAAAAUGAUACAUUGUUGCUCGAA
Molecule: messenger RNA, 762 nt
Organism: Triticum aestivum (bread wheat)
Lineage: Eukaryota; Viridiplantae; Streptophyta; Magnoliopsida; Poales; Poaceae
Exons: 4
Coding region: 48-509 (153 amino acids)
Biological process (GO): protein import into mitochondrial matrix; protein folding; protein stabilization
Cellular component (GO): mitochondrion
Molecular function (GO): zinc ion binding; protein-folding chaperone binding
Source: RefSeq, a predicted model, not a curated record